Messenger RNA from Magallana angulata, 2201 nucleotides. Its product is annotated as activating signal cointegrator 1-like. Gene Ontology annotation, biological process: positive regulation of DNA-templated transcription. The coding region runs from base 84 to 1652 and encodes 522 amino acids. The transcript has 12 exons. Gene Ontology annotation, cellular component: nucleus. The record is from RefSeq and is a predicted model, not a curated record. NCBI's taxonomy places the organism in Eukaryota, Metazoa, Mollusca, Bivalvia, Ostreida, Ostreidae. Gene Ontology annotation, molecular function: transcription coactivator activity; zinc ion binding.
ACUGUUCAGUUAUUCAGUUCAUACGUCUACAUUAAUUAUCCGGACUUAAAUGCGGAUUUGGUUCUAAAUUUAGGAGAAACAACAUGGCGACUUCGGUAGAGAGAUGGAUGUGUGACGAGCUUUCGAAGCUCGGUUUGCCGGCUUCAGAGGAUAAUGCAAAGUACAUUUUAAGCAUUGGAAAUGCAGGAGAGAUCCAGGAAUAUAUGUUGGAGCUGUUAGAUGGAUCUGAUCCUAGAGUUAGAACAUUCAUCAGUCAGCUGAUACAGAAAUGGAGACCACAAGAAAAACCUCCUGAUAAUAUCACUGUUUACCGCAAAUCUGAUCAGGACGAGGAGUACAUCAGUGGUAAAAAAUCAGCAAAGCCUUCAAAGAACAACAGUGCUUCUCAACCACUUGUCAGUCAAACUGAAACAAUACAGGCAGAUCAGUCAAAUCAAGAAUCAAGGAAAAAGAAAUUUAUACCACUGUUUAGUCAGGAAGGACAAGCUAAAUCUGUGAUAAAAUUAACAGGCAGACAUUCUUGUGAAUGUCAAGCCACAAAACACAAGCUGAUUUCCAAUUGUGUGAGGUGCGGGCGGAUAGUGUGUGAGCAGGAGGGGUCAGGGCCGUGCCUCUUCUGUGGCAAUCUGGUGUGUACCAAGGAGGAACAGGAAGUGCUUGAUCGUGGAUCUCGGAAGAGUGAGCAGUUACGACAGCGACUGAUGAAGGAUCGGGGACAGGAUGAUUACGAGAAAGCCGUACAGCACAAAAACAAACUGUUGGAGUUUGACAAAACCAGUGUCAGAAGAACACAGGUUAUAGAUGACGAAUCAGACUACUUCUCAACAGACAACCGCUGGUUAAGUAAAACAGAAAAAGCAAAGUUAAAGAAACGAGAGGAAGAGUUACGAGCCCAGCGUCACGCAUCAAGAAAGGACAGGAAAAUUAUGCUGGACUUUGCGGGCCGCCAAGUGAUAGAAGAAAGCAAUACAGCAGGAAUGAACAUGUAUGAUGUCAAUGAUGAUGUCAUCCAGGAAAUUCACUAUGGAGCAAAAUCAAAAGCUCCUCCCACACAGCCAGGAAAUCUCACUGAUUUAGUCAACCCCAGCAUCAAUGUACCAGGCCCAAAGUUUGUAGCAAGUGCUAUGGAGACACCUGCUGUAGGUAGACCACAUAAAAAGGAGGGGGAGACAAGAAGGGAAGGUCUACGACUUCAAGACAGAGAAUUACAGGAAAUGUCUGAUGAAGGCAUGUGUUUGAGCAUGCAUCAACCUUGGGCCUCAUUGCUUGUCAAAGGCAUCAAAUGUCAUGAGGGUAGGACCUGGUACACUGCUCACCGUGGGAGACUUUGGAUAGCAGCCACGGCCAAACCGCCCGCCCCAGAGGAGGUAGCAGAGGUGGAGCAGUUCUACAGAUACCUGUACAAAGACCCCCACCUGCAGGGCCCCACUCACUACCCGGUCGGCUGUCUGUUAGGCUGUGUGGACUUGACUGACUGUCUCCCUCAGGAUGAAUACAGAGAAAAGUUUCCAGAGGGUGAAUCAGCGUCUUCUUUUGUGUUUAUUUGUGAAAACCCCCAAGAACUGGUUGUGAAAUUUCCCAUCAAGGGAAAACACAAGAUUUAUAAACUAGAUAACCAUAUAUUACAAGCUGCUAGAAAAGGACUUAGAUGAAGAAAAUUACAUUAGUGUUCAAGGAAAUAGCAGACAGACUGACCUGGUGCAAUGAUUUAUCACAAAGAGACAUAACAUUGUGUUAAGAAUCACAUAACUUGGUACUGUUGACAGAAAAUUAUUUUUCAUUAAAUAUAUUUGAUUUGAUCACACACUAUGAAGUUACUGCAUAGAUACUUCCACCUUUUGAAAGGUCAAGGUCAAAGCAAUAUUACAAGGUCAUUAGAGAGGUAGUGCUUCUCUGUUAUUGAUUCUAUUGUUAUUGCAUGAAUUUUAUAAUGUGAAGAAUAAUAAUAAAUGUUAUUAAGGUUAUGGAUUUAUGUGAUUUUUUUUGAGUCGGCUUGCGAAGCGAGCGAGUCCUUGUUAUCAUAGCCGUUUCUGCGAAAAUUUUGCACUACAUUAUUCAUGUGCUAAUGAAAAUAGUGCAUGCAUUAACCUCUUUUGUUUGCGUGAUUGCCAAUUUGAAAUGGUUAAACAAUCUUAUCUUUUUUUACACCUAUAUUUUUAAAGUUUUUCUUGAUGUUUAAAAAAUAAAACAAAUCAAAGUAG